This is a messenger RNA of Cylas formicarius (sweet potato weevil), 2202 nucleotides long. Its product is annotated as transmembrane protein 272-like. Lineage: Eukaryota; Metazoa; Arthropoda; Insecta; Coleoptera; Brentidae. The transcript has 4 exons. The coding region runs from base 157 to 873 and encodes 238 amino acids. The record is from RefSeq and is a predicted model, not a curated record.
AGUGAACAUAAAACUAACAAGUUUACAUGCUAUACGUUGUGAAUAGCAUGUAUUUAUUUUUUACUAUUUUGAUGUGGAAUAGAAUUUUUUAAAUUACUCGUUUUUGUUAUGUAGUUUCAGAGGACGUUAGUUGGCACAAACAUUUUUGUAUUUCAUAUGAGCGGUAUAUUAAUUAACAAUACCCCAUCGGUCAGUCAUGUUCAGACGGGUAGUACUGCACCUUGUGCUUAUGAAGAGUUUGGUGCACCCCCGUCAUACGAGGAAGCGAUAAACCCAAAUGCACCUCCUCCUUCUUAUGAUUCCCUUUUUGGACGUGUUCGGGAAGCCCAAAAGACAAGUAAAGGAAUUUUAGAUUUUUUGAAAAAUGUUAUAAUUAUUAUUUUAGGAACUCUUGGGUGUACAAUAAUAUUAGGCGUUACAAUAGUAAUUCCAAUAUGUAUGAUUGUUAUGGGGUCCAUUUACUUGCACGAGUGCCCUCAAGGGGAGUACAUUCCAGUUUAUCUACUUGUAGGAGGUAUAUUUGGUAUAUUAAAGCAGCUACUUCAUCUCUCAGCAAGAGUACGACAGACAGAGGAGGAACGACAAGAAGAAAAUCUUAGGCAAUCUCCGACUCAGACUUUACUAAAUUGCUUUAUGCUUGGUUGGUUUAUAAUCGGGUCCGUAUGGGUUUAUAAGGAAUACCAGCCUAAUUAUGACCCCUCCUUCGGACAAUAUUGUAACAAAAACUUGUACCUUUUUGCUUUUUGGCUUAUCACAUCCGUCUACAUUUUGUUGGGUAUAGUUACAAUAUGUUUGUGCUCGAUUAGUAUAGCGACUGUUAUUUUUCACACCGAUAGAAGUGACGAAAACACCACUACCGGCCGUCAUUGGUAAAUUGCUUUUUAAAAAAUAUUUUCCAAAAAUUAACUUUGGUGGUUUAAUUUUCUUGUUUUAUAUCCGAUAUAACUUUGCUUUUGCUAUAUACAGGUACCUAAACUGUAACUGUCAAACGAAAUAUAUGAAAAUUGUUGUUUGAGGUUGUCAUAUUUUAUAUAAAAAUAAGUUUUUGUAAAAGAUAUUUUGUAAGCCCGAUUUUUGUAUUAGUUUGGGAUGAAACCUAACAAAAGCUACCUAAAAUGGCCAUUUCUAAUCAAGUUACUAAUUUAAAAAAUGAUUAAAAUAAAUAGCUAUAGUAGAAAAAAAAGAAAGUUUAAAUAAUUUUUUAAUUUUGCAAUUUAAAAUCUCAAACAUCGUUUAUUUAAAGUCCAAAUAUUCUGCUCCUAGCGACUUCUACAAAAUACACCUGUUUUACGUAAAAAUUACAUUCGUGUACAUGGCGGCCAUCUAUAACUUAGAACCGUAAUAAAAUAAAAUUCUAAUAUCGCAAGUCAAAACCCCUAAAAUACCCAAUUAUUUCGAAAAAAAGUUAAGCUACAUACUUCAUUACAGGCUGUUAAUUAAGUAUGUAUUGUAAGGCUGAGUCUGCUCAUUACAUCUUCAAAGGAAUGUAUCAAAUUUCCUGUAAUCUUUCUAAAAACCACUGAACUAUUGAAGUGCACAUGAUUAAAAUCGACUAGUCCAUUAUUUUUUUAAUUCGUUCGGCAAAAGCUGCGCUUAUGUUGGAUGUGAAACAUUUGUAUCAAUAUACUUAAUUUUGGGACUUGGGAUUAUAUCAAAAAUAAGUUUGAAUCUCAGACUAUUCAUACCUGAAGGAGUUCGAUUAUUUUUUAUUUGUGUAAUGUGCCAAGGUUUUGUUGACGAGUGCAUCUUUCUAUAUCUGUGAUAAAAUUUAUUUUACAUAUUUUUAUAUAAACUGUAUUGUUAAAUCAUUUAGUCGUGUUGACGUUUUUAUAUUUUACGUUGUUAGUGUAAAUUGCAUUAGAUAGACAUAGUUUAAUAUUUACAAGUUAUAAAUGCAGAGGUUUAUUUUUUACUUUCGCAAUUGUCAAGUGUAAUUUUUUUGCGCUUUAAUAUUUGUUGCAAUACUCGUUACACGAACAAAUUAGUAUAAAUAUACUUAUGUAUUAGUAUUGAGUUAACAUUAAAUUUGAUCUGUUAUUGUAUCCUAACAAAGCCAAAGCUGAGCGUGAACGCUUUGGGUGAUUCCAUAUUAAAUAUUGUGGCAGGUUUGCUCAUGUUUAAGUGCCAUACAAAAUUUUCAUACACAUUUCAUUGUUUCAUGCAUUGCAAAUAUUGGACUAAAAUUGUAUGUCUUUUAUCAAC